Oncorhynchus keta (chum salmon) is the source of this 3990-nucleotide messenger RNA. Its product is annotated as abl interactor 2-like. The record is from RefSeq and is a predicted model, not a curated record. The transcript has 13 exons. Gene Ontology annotation, molecular function: SH3 domain binding. Lineage: Eukaryota; Metazoa; Chordata; Actinopteri; Salmoniformes; Salmonidae. The coding region runs from base 40 to 1872 and encodes 610 amino acids. Gene Ontology annotation, cellular component: lamellipodium.
ACACUCCGUCAUAGUUGGGAUGCCCAACGCCACUUCUGCAUGAGCGUUGGAGAGGCUGGGAUCUGGCAUGCAUUGAUUGCUAAAGAUGUGAAAAUGGCGGAGUUACAAAUGCUUUUGGAAGAGGAGAUUCCAGCUGGACGUAGUGCUUUAUUAGAUAGUUUUACCAAUUUGGAAAGAGUUGCCGAGUAUUGCGAAAGCAACUAUGUUCAGUCACCAGAUAAGCACAGAGCGUUGGAGGAGACUAAGAACUACACCACCCAGUCUCUGGCCAGCGUAGCCUACCUGAUCAACACCUUGGCCAACAAUGUCCUGCAGAUGCUUGACAUUCAGGCCUCCCAGCUCCGCCGCAUGGAGUCCUCCAUCAACCACAUCUCACAGACAGUGGACAUCCACAAAGAGAAAGUGGCCAGGCGGGAGAUUGGCAUCCUGACCACCAAUAAGAACACCUCUCGCACACAUAAGAUCAUUGCUCCGGCCAAUCCAGAGAGGCCGGUGCGCUACAUCCGCAAGCCAAUCGACUACAGCCUGCUGGAUGACAUGGGCCACGGAGUCAAGUGGUUGCUAAGGUUUAAGGCCAGUGCUCAGAACAUGAAGGCCGGAGCCACAGGUCUCCCUCGCACCAAUCCACCCACACAGAAGCCGCCAAGCCCACCCAUGUCAGGGAAGGGAACCAUUGGGCGCCACUCCCCCUAUAGGACACUCGAGCCGGUGCGUCCUCCCGUUGUCCCUAACGACUACGUCUCGAGCCCGACGCGCCAUGGCAACAUGGCGCCCCCACAGCAGAGCCCUGCACGCACUGCGUCUGUUAAUCAGAGGAACCGCACGUACAGCAGUGGCAGCAGUGGAGGCAGCCACCCCAGCAGCAGCAGCCGCAGCAGCAGCAGAGAGAAUAGCGGCAGCGGCUCCGUGGGCUUGCCUAUCGCCGUGCCAACGCCUGCCCCGCCCCCCACAGCAUUCCCAGGUACUGCCCCUGCCCUUCCCAACCCUGCUAAGCCACCUCCCACUACCACUACUACUCCCGUCCCAUCUGAUGGCCUCCCUGUACUCUCUCUAGCUCCUAAUCCCUCCCCCACCCCCCCACCCGAGGGUCCACCCGUUCCCCCUCCCCCACCCCAGCUCCCCAUUUCCGUCACUAGCACCAGCCCUGCUACUUUCAGCACUCCCGCACAAGGUGCCCCCCAGUUCUUCAGCAUGAACCGGCCGGUGCAACCACAGAACCCUCCUGCGGUGGGGGGGUCUCUGCCAUACCGCCGGCCCGCAUCAUUGACGGGCCAGCCCAACUCCAACAUGGCCCUGAACCAGCCCCAGCCCAACGGAGGACCCCACUUCAACCAGGUCCCAGCAGGUCCUCUUGUUGCCCCCCCUCCCCCCUCCAUGCAGAUCACUCCUCAGCUCCCUCUGAUGGGCUUUGUGGCUCGGGUACAGGAGACCAAAUUCUGUUUGUCUUCAUACACUUUCAGCAUGGAUACCCAAACAACCACUCCAGCCCUCCGCCACAUGCAUGGGAAUGCCAGUGUCAAUCCACAUGUCUACAUUCCACUGGUUGAAGAAGCUGUGUUUGAGGAACCCACCCCGCCCCCUCCAGAGGACUAUGAGGAUGAUGAUGAGGAGGAAGAAGAGUCGGCCGUGGUGGAAUACAGUGAUCCCUAUGCAGAGGAGGACCCCCCGUGGGCCCCACGCACCUACAUGGAGAAAGUGGUGGCGAUCUACGACUACGCGGCGGACAAGGAGGACGAGCUAUCCUUCAACGAGGGCGCUAUCAUCUACGUCAUCAAGAAGAACGACGACGGCUGGUACGAAGGAACGAUGAGUGGCACCACCGGCCUCUUCCCCGGAAACUACGUCGAGUCCAUCAUGCACUAUGCCGACUGAGGAAGAGGAGAGGUUAUAGGAAGGUCAAAGACUUUGUUAGGCAGAGCAUGAUCACAUUGAGGAAGUGACAAGCGUUCAUGAAGAGUAUACAACUAUCCUCAACCGGUCUACCAGAUGAAGUACAUUGUACAACGGCCACUUGUAGAUAUUUCCUGUGUUUUUGAAUGACGAGACUUUAUGGUGGGGGGUUUUUGUAUGUACUAUUAGGGCUUCAUUUUGUCUUUACUAUUAUUACAAGGAAGGCUACAAAUAUUAUUGCGAUUUGAAAAAAAAAAAAAUCUUAUUUCCUUUUGCCUUUAUUUAUGUGGACCAUGUAUUAUAUAGGGAGGGAUAGUACGGUGGCCAGGGCUGCUGAUUAAGGAUAGAAAUAGAUCCUAAUGAAGUUCUCUACUCUCAGCCCAAGAGAAGACGCAAGAUGAGAUGAGAAUGCUUCUUUUUUUUUGACACUCCCCGAGCCUUUCUAGACUCAUAUUUAUUUAAAACCAGGAACAGCUCCUAUUGGUUAGUGGGAUUAGGAGAUGGAUUGUUGCGCUUGAACUUUAUACAAUGUCCCGUUAGGCGAGAAGACAAGCACAUACUGUACGUCUACAUUUGACUAUAACAGCUAGAUAUUAGUGGUGGGUAAGACUGGGGGAAAAAAAGACUGAAACUGAUUUGUUUUCAGCUCACCUGAACACCCAUUUUGAAACUCUUCAGUUUGGAUUCAGUAGGAAUUGAAUUGGUUCUGGCCCAAGGCUAGCUAGGGCAGCUUAGAACACGAGGGCUUGGAGCAUGCUCAGUCACUACUUCACUUGCCUCACUUCACAGGCCAGAUGGGUAGAGCAGUGUUUCUCAACCUUGUGGUCAGUUCUAGUUUUAAUUGAAGACGUUGGCUUCCAUGGCACAAAACAAGUUUGAGUCUUAAGUCUCUUCCUUACCUUGUAAUCAAGACAGAAUAGAUUGACUUUGACUGUCUGGGAGUCUCUUUUAGGAAGAUAACUCUGACCACUCAUUUGCAUCAACGAUUUCAAUAUUUGAUUCUUAUUGUAGUGGGUCUUCACCAAAGCGUGGCAGACGGCAUGCUUUUGAAAAAACAAACAUUCAAUAGUCUCCUUUUCUGCUAUAUUAUUCCUGUCUUAAUAUUUUAGAUAUGGUGUGGUUAUUGGUUUGGUUUUAAAUAUUCACCCAUAUUACCAUCGUUGACAGGUGGGGUUUCAUGAUGCAUUUAUAGGUGAUAAAGGAAGCUUGUGCCAUAUUGAAGUGUGCGUGUGUAGGUGUCACUUCCAUUUGCAAUAAAAUUUUAAAAAGACCAGUGGGAUGGGUUUGAAAAUGUAGAUCUUUAAAUUGUUUGGGAUUGAAAGCACAUUGUUACUGAAAUAACAUUUAAAAUAAGCUGUAUUACUGCCUCAGAUGAGGACUAAUAUUAAAGUGAGCCGUUGUAGAAAUUAUCCAACAAACCGGCACCAAAACCUUUCAAUGACUCCAUGCUGAAACUGAUGCAUUGAGUGUGUUUAUAUAGUCUCUAGAGGUACAAGUAUUAUUGGCUGUGUCUGAGGGCUCUGUGCUUGUCUGUCAGUCAAAUCCUUUAUUUUUUAUUAAAAGUGGGUCUGUUGAGUCUUGCAUGCCAUUUUUCUUAAUACUGUAGUGGUGUCUGAAACCCCAGUUGGCCCUAGGGGCACGGUCAGCAGAGCACAACCUUUUUGAAUAUUCAGAUAUGUUAUGUAGAAUAAACAUGCCUCUGACAUGUAGCAUAAAGACUCAUGUCAGCUCUAUUCAGGACAUUUAUCUGCAAUGUUCCACCACGCUGUGCAACCCCAGGUACUACUAAACCAGCCUCAUCCAAAGACUAACGUGUAAGCUAAAUCCAUGUCAACUUUUAUCCCAACGUCUGAAGAUCAAUAAAGUUAUGGGAUUUGACUACUCCUGGAAGAGCCAUUCAUUUAGUGUGUAAAUGGAGAAUAAUAUCAUUGUGUAAGAACAAGUGUUCUAUUCCCUCAGCCCAAGAUCUCUUUGGAUGUCAAGUUAAGUAAAACAGUCCAUAAUGCCAUUGUGUUGCACAGUAAAAAAGUUUAACUUUAGAAUUAAAUAUCAUAUUUGUAAAACAAUGAGAACAAAAAACAAUAAAACGAUUAAGAUUUA